Brassica oleracea var. oleracea is the source of this 804-nucleotide messenger RNA. RefSeq names its product ubiquitin-conjugating enzyme E2 variant 1A-like. The record is from RefSeq and is a predicted model, not a curated record. Gene Ontology annotation, biological process: DNA damage tolerance; protein K63-linked ubiquitination. The transcript has 5 exons. Gene Ontology annotation, cellular component: nucleus. The coding region runs from base 171 to 647 and encodes 158 amino acids. Lineage: Eukaryota; Viridiplantae; Streptophyta; Magnoliopsida; Brassicales; Brassicaceae.
UCCUUCAGUCUCUCUCUCUCUCUCUCUCUCCUCUAUCUAUCCAUAUUCUCUCUCCUUCUGAUAUCUCUUUUAGCUAUCGUUGAUCUCUCUCUCUCUCUCUCUCUCUCUCUCUCUCUCACUCUCACCUAACCUUAUCAUUUCACCUGAGACUCUCGUCCACGAUCCGGGCCAUGAGUUCCGAGGAAGCUAAGGUCGUCGUGCCAAGGAACUUUAGAUUGUUGGAGGAGCUUGAGAGAGGUGAGAAAGGCAUCGGAGAUGGUACCGUAAGCUAUGGGAUGGAUGAUGCUGAUGAUAUCUAUAUGCAAUCCUGGACUGGCACCAUCCUCGGCCCUCACAAUACUGCAUACGAAGGGAAAAUCUUCCAGCUGAAGCUCUUCUGUGGUAAGGAAUACCCUGAAAGUCCACCUACUGUGAGGUUCCAGACCCGGAUAAACAUGGCCUGUGUCAACCCUGAAACUGGAGUGGUUGAACCGACUCUCUUUCCUAUGCUCGCAAACUGGCGGAGAGAAUACACAAUGGAGGACAUUCUGAUUAAGCUGAAAAAAGAAAUGAUGACUUCCCAUAACCGCAAGUUAGCUCAACCCCCGGAAGGUACUGAGGAAGCUAGGCCAGAUCCAAAAGGACCUGCUAAAUGUUGUGUGAUGUGAAGAGAGAAGUUGGAGGGAAUCAUCAAUUUGUAUUAAUAGAAGGGAUAAUGUAUAUAAAACAUCAUUUGAAGCUUUUGAUAUUGCCUACGACUUGAAUGUUAUACUGCUGUUUGAGAUUAUAUAUAUAUGUCCACCAAAAAACAGGUGAUUAUGAGUU